AAAUAGGCAUCACGGGUCUUUUAUGUACUACAAGAAGCUUCUAGACAGGCUUCAUCUGUGGCAUGAAUCAAAUUCUGAAUGUCAAAUCUGCCUAAGGGCAAAUUUAGAAAUGUUCCUUCCACUUCCCUUGCCAAUGUUUUUCAUCAUGGAUGUUUGUUUCUGUGUGGUCAGAGGUCUUGCAUGAGGCUCCUACGAUUCCGCUGAAAUCACAGACUGUCAUCUGUAUGUUUCUUGUUUCUUUGUGCCCAUCUGCAGGAACUGGGAUCCUGUCCUCUCAGCCAGAAGAAAAUCCCCACUGGUGGAAUGCAAACAUGGUAUUCAUCCCAUAUUGCUCAAGUGAUGUUUGGAGCGGUGCCUCUUCCAAGUCUGAGAAAAAUGAAUAUGCCUUCAUGGGAGCACUGAUCAUACAGGAGGUUAUAAAGGAGCUGGUGGGAAGAGGUCUGAGCACUGCCAAAGUAUUGCUGCUAGCAGGGAGCAGUGCUGGAGGGACAGGAGUGCUCCUGAACGUGGAUCGAGUGGCAGAGCAGCUGGAGGAAAUGGGUUAUCAAGGGAUUCAGGUUCGAGGUUUGGCAGACUCUGGAUGGUUCCUGGAUAACAAACAGUAUCGCAGAACUGACUGUAUUGAUACCAUAACAUGUGCUCCAACAGAGGCCAUCAGAAGAGGAAUAAGAUACUGGAAUGGCAUUGUUCCUGAGCGCUGUAAGCUGCAGUUUAAAGAGGGAGAGGAAUGGAAUUGCUUUUUUGGAUAUAAGAUUUACCCCACUCUUCGAUGCCCAGUCUUUGUUGUCCAGUGGCUCUUUGAUGAGGCCCAGCUUACUGUAGACAAUGUGCAUCUAACUGGCCAGCCUGUUCAGGAAGGGCAGUGGCUCUACAUCCAGAAUUUGGGUAGAGAGCUGAGAAAUACCUUGAAGGAUGUGACUGCGAGCUUUGCUCCUGCUUGUUUGUCCCAUGAGAUCAUCACACGCAAUCACUGGACUGACAUCCAGGUGAAGGGAACAUCAUUACCCCGUGCCCUCCACUGUUGGGAUCGGAGCCUCCACGAGAGCAACAAAAAUGGGAAGGCUCCUCUGAAAGGCUGCCCAAUUCACCUGAUUGACAGCUGUCCAUGGCCUCACUGCAACCCCUCGUGCCCCACAAUCAGGGACCAAUUCACAGGGCAAGAGAUGAAUGUGAUCCAGUUCCUCAUGCAUAUGGGUUUUGAUGUUCAGAAGAUGGCACAGCAGCAGGGCCUGGAGCCCAGUAAACUCCUGGGGAUGCUCAGCAGUAGUAACUAGGCAUGGCUCAUCAGAGGGGCAGAGAUUAGAUCAGGAGGAGAGAGACUCUCAGCCCUUCUCCCAAACUUUCUAAUCUUCUUCCUUAAUGUUCCUGCAGGCAGAUGCAUCCUCAUACCCAUGGCACACUCACACCUGUGCACUCACUUGCUCCCACACUCUUGCACGCUUAUGGUGUGUCAAGAACAAAAAAAAAAAAAAAAACCAAAAAAAAAAAAAGCAAAAAAACCCCAACAAAACAAAACAAAAAAAAAACCAAGCAGCAAUUUCUUGCUUACACUGUUUGGCUGGAACUUGUUCCCUCCCUCCAGACUCCAGGGCUAAGUUUCAGCCGGUCACAUCCUCUUCCUGUGUUACACAAGGCAGUCAGAUACAGGGAGUAGCAAAGCCAUAAAUAGCAGCGAUGAGAACCUUCCCCAGAUCUGGGACAUCUUCCCUUGCCAUGAAUUUUACAUCAUAGACUUGUUACAAGUGGUGAAAAAAGCAAGCACUGGAUUUCUUCUGUCCAACUACAAGUGAAGGAAUGAUUAUAUUACUUCCUGGAGGUUAGCAUCUCAUGCUGAGUCACAGUAUACAGACCCAGGACACAUGCUAGGGAUGGACAUUCUUGUACUCAAUUUAUUCAUAUUAUUUUAUAAAAUGACUUUUUAAUUACUUUUUUAAACUAAGCAAGAAAUAUAAAGGAUAUUGUAACAUAUUUUUUUUAAAUAACGAAGAAACCUCUUGCUACUUUGGCAACGUGGACAUAUUUAUUUUAAUAUGUAAAAUGCUAUUUAUAAGGGCUGACCAGAGAACCAUACCUAUGUCUUUGUAAAGUUGUAUAUGCUGCUCAUUUGGAUGGGUUAUCCUGAUGGUCACUUGUGCCUGGGAGAGGGCUAAGGGUGGUGUUGACAUUUUGUAUUAAUUAGAUUUCUGUGUUCCCCUUGCA
This is a messenger RNA of Cyanistes caeruleus (blue tit), 2199 nucleotides long. The record is from RefSeq and is a predicted model, not a curated record. Lineage: Eukaryota; Metazoa; Chordata; Aves; Passeriformes; Paridae.